CUCCCCAACACCAUGGACACACUCGACCAAACAGAAUGGGACGUGGUGAUCGUAGGGACUGGCCUGCAGCAGUCCCUGCUUGCCCUGUACGUCUUUCAGCGCAUGUUUGAUGACUUUACGCCAUCUGACUGACGCAGCACCUGAAGAGCCCUGUCGCGCUCAGAGAAGAAGAUCCUACACGUCGAUGAAAAUGAUUACUAUGGCGGUGCAGAGGCUGCUUUCAGUCUACAAGAGGCCGAGUUGUGGGCGAGCAAGAUGAAUGAUGAUUCACCCGACGCUACCUUUUCCCAAGUGUCUGCCUCGCAAACUGCACCUCCCGACGCCGUUACUAUAGCAUCCCCUCUGCGUGCAUCAAGAGCAUACAGUCUUGCGUUAAGCCCCCAGCUUAUAUACGCUCGAUCAACCCUCCUCCAGUUUCUUGUCUCUUCCAAAGUCUAUAGACAGCUGGAGUUCCUCGCUGUUGGGAGCUGGUGGGUCUACUCACCCGCUUCACAUGCUUCUGGUAGCACAGGGGCAGAGGAAUCCCCUCGUCCUGCACAACUUCUUAAGGUCCCAAAUGGCAGAGAAGACGUGUUUCAAGACCAAGUACUUGAUUUCAAGGCAAAGCGUGCGCUGAUGAAAUUUUUGCGUUUCAUCAGCGAGUAUGAAGAGGAGCCUGAGAUAUGGCAGCCUCAUCGAAACAAAGCUUUUCAUAGCUUCCUCUCGGAGCAGUUCAAGGUACCUACUACCUUGCAUUCGCCACUGCUAGCUCUCACGCUCUCCGUGGCUAGUCCUGAAGACACCACUACAGAGUUUGCACUACCACGCAUAGCCAGACACCUUCGGUCCAUUGGCGUCUUCGGUGCUGGGUUCGGUGCCGUCAUACCAAAAUGGGGUGGUAUGUCUGAAAUCACCCAAGUCGCGUGCCGUGCUUCGGCAGUCGGCGGUGGAGUCUACGUCCUUGGAAAAGGAUUAGAUACUUCCUUUAUGCCUACCGGAGAUGCACACAAUACAGCUUCUGAUGUCAAGCUUCGCCUGAAAGACGGUGAAAUUGUCACCGCAAAGUGCGUAGUUACUGAAGGAUCGGGGCAUCAAUCUCGGGACUUGGCUUGCUCCAGGUCCAUCACAAUUGUCUCCUCAAGCCUCGACACUUUGUUCCCCCCAAUAGCGGAAGAGGCACCUGCGCCAGCCGCUGCGGUUGUUGUCUUCCCUGUUGGCUCGGUAUCACUGCUCAAAGAUUCCAAUGACGCACGUAACACUGCGCCCAUUCACAUCUUCGUUCACUCAAGCGAUACAGGGGAAUGUCCACCUGGUCAAAGCAUACUUUACGCGUCCACUUCUACAGUCGGUGAGCCUGGCCUAGCUAGCCUCAAAAGCGCUGUCGAUGCUUUGCUUGCAAUAGUAGACGUCACACCCAGCCCAGUCAUCCUUUGGACCUGCCAAUACGUACAACAGAGCGGAGGAAUGUCACAGCCAAGUUCAUCUGAUCAAAUACUUACCUUCCCCCCGGCCCCAAUGGAUUUGGCCUUCGAUGACUCCAUCUUGGAUCAAGUCAAUGAGAUCUGGUCGAAAAUUAUGGGCGCUGACGCCGGAGAGUUCAUGGUCUUCGAAGACAGGGAAGCCAAUCUGGACGAGGAUUGAUAAUCAACGGGUCUGAGAUUGAUAAUAUGAUCCAUAUAUGAACUUACGCGUAUAAACGAUAAUGCAAUCCUUUUCGACUACAUAUGCCAUACAGUCUCCCAAAAAAAGUCGUCCUAUGAAUAAGUAGCACAUUAAGCCUUCAUGUCGUGUCCCCUUGCAUCACAUCUAUCCGACACAGAUAAUGGCUCAAAGCAUAAGACAGGGUGAACAUACCAAGUUGAAGUAAACGAUAUUCCCGCCAAAACAGAAUGAAAAGCAUCUUCUACAACAG
This is a messenger RNA of Aaosphaeria arxii CBS 175.79, 1891 nucleotides long. Its product is annotated as FAD/NAD(P)-binding domain-containing protein. Bases 256 to 1620 code for a protein of 454 amino acids. Gene Ontology annotation, biological process: vesicle-mediated transport; small GTPase-mediated signal transduction; protein geranylgeranylation. Gene Ontology annotation, molecular function: GDP-dissociation inhibitor activity. NCBI's taxonomy places the organism in Eukaryota, Fungi, Ascomycota, Dothideomycetes, Pleosporales. The record is from RefSeq and is a predicted model, not a curated record. Gene Ontology annotation, cellular component: cytoplasm; cytosol; Rab-protein geranylgeranyltransferase complex. The transcript has 3 exons.